Molecule: messenger RNA, 1647 nt
Organism: Clonostachys solani
Lineage: Eukaryota; Fungi; Ascomycota; Sordariomycetes; Hypocreales; Bionectriaceae
Source: the annotation of a GenBank genome assembly
AUGGAUCCUGCUCCAAACCUUAGCACUCUGACUCCAGAGAUUUUGCAGCUCAUCAUUGAGCACACACACCCCUCAGGCCACCGGCCUCUUGCGCAAACGUGCAGCCAGCAUGUUCUCAAUCUUCACCGCGACGCGCACAGAAAGUUUAGAGUCACAUCAGAUCUAGACCCAAUUAUCGUUUUCAACCUCCUCUGGAGCGCCUUCAGCCAUGGCGUCGCUCAUAUCGAUGCGUGGCAUGUCAGGGAGUUCGAGGUUUGGGGCGAAAGGGACCCUGCCUGGGGAGAGGACUCAGAUGCGGAACCGGAUGCAGACGAGGCCUCAGAAGUGGACUCGAAUCCUGCCGAGGCCCCACCACCCCAUGAAGUGGGCGAGGCGCUUCCUUGGUCGCCUCCUGAGUCUGAUAUAGAGUACUUCUGCGAGCAACUGCUGAAGGUACCGGAUUUCUUUCCCAGGACCAACGAACAGCAGUGGGGUAAUCGUGUCCGUUAUGGGCUAGAAAGCGGCCGCGAGAUCAUCACGAAAAGCCUCAUGUUGGUCAAUCUGCCGCGAAUCCGGGCCAUACGUUGUGCCAAGGCUGGUCUAGAAAAGAAGUAUCCAGGUGUUCAAAUGUUAAGUCAAUAUAUCUACUGGUGCAAAGAUGCUGGGACAUGGCUGCCGGGAUUAGAAUCGCUCGAAAAGAUAUCUGUCUUUACCCCCCCCGAUCAUUGGUGGUACCCGAGAGUGAAUACUCGUCCAGACGAGUUUGCCGCUCUACUAUGUCUUCCGAACCUGUCUGAAGUAUACUUCGACCACAUGGAUGGAGACUUCGAGCUUUCCAACAUGGGUUUGGAUCUGUUCACCAACAGUCCUAAAGCCCCAUUCGAUAAGACAUCAUCAGUCCGGACCAUUAUCCUCGAUCAUCUAGAAAAUAGCCUCAGCGAAAAAUUGAUAAGCUUUCUAGCUAAGAUGCCCCGGGCACUUCAAAAUCUCGCCAUCCGUUUCGACGCCACCAAUAAUUAUGAGUCGCGUCCAGCAAGUGCGGCGUCAUUGGUCGACGCCCUCUCCAAGCAUCAGUGCAAAUCUCUACAGCGGGUCUGCUUCGACGCCGAAAACCUGGCUAUCGGUCCAUACUUUUCGAAUAGCAUAGAUCCAGACCAUAUCCGCAAGUUUGAUGAGCUUCGAACGGUCAAUUUGAGCUGGCCGGCUGUGGAAAUGAGCCUAGCUGCAAGUGGAGAAAAACUGUCUCGAGAAGAGCUUUUAGGCCGUCUUUUAAGACUUUUCGAAUUCUGUCUCCCGCAUCAGAUGGAGAUCUUGUGGCUCGUUUCUUUUAAAGAAACUGGCGGUGUGUUGAUGACUGGGGAGCUUACCCGCGGCGAUCGCGAAAACUUGGGAUAUAUCGACGAGGCGGUUGAGGCGGCCAUCAAGUCGAGGCGAUAUGGCAACCUCAAAGCCGUCAUAUUGAACAAUGCUCAAGUAUCGCUGCAUGACAUCGUCGGUGGGGAUUGGGAUUUCCCCAAGGCCGCUAAAGCGGCGGAAGAGAGGGGAAUCUUUAUUGGCCUGUUUGAAGGCGACAUGAUACCACCUGAUCUCCGUAUUUACGGCGACUUCUUGCCAAUACCGACGAGAAGUUGCAUGGUGACGGGCGGGCUUAGGACAGAGGAAAGAUGA